This is a messenger RNA of Triticum turgidum subsp. durum (durum wheat), 1080 nucleotides long. The record is from the annotation of a GenBank genome assembly. Lineage: Eukaryota; Viridiplantae; Streptophyta; Magnoliopsida; Poales; Poaceae.
AUGGCUUCCUCCCCCUCGGUUGCUCGCGUCCUGCUCGUCCUCGCGGCAGCAGCUCUGGCCGUGAGCUCGGUGUCCGCCGCGGCAGGUGCUGGUGGCUCGCCGCCGCUGGCCAAGGGCCUGUCGUUCGAGUUCUACCGCGCCAGGUGCCCGCAGGCGGAGGCCAUCGUCUUCGCCUUCCUCAAGGACGCCAUCCGCAAGGACGUCGGCCUCGCCGCUGCGCUCCUCCGCAUCCACUUCCACGACUGCUUCGUGCAGGGCUGCGACGGCUCCGUGCUCCUCAACAAGACCAACGGCGUCGACAGCGAGAAGGUGUCUCCCCCCAACGUCACGCUGCGUCCGUCGGCGUUCAAGGCCAUCAACGCCAUCCGCGCGCUCCUCCAGAGGGCGUGCGGCGGGCCCGUCGUCUCCUGCGCCGACAUCGCGGCCCUCGCCGCCCGCGACUCCGUCCAGCUGGCCGGCGGGCCGAGAUACGCCGUCCCGCUAGGCCGCCGCGACGGGCUCGCCCCCGCGUCCCUGGACACCAUCCUGGGCGCGCUCCCGCCGCCGACCUCCAAGGUGCCCGUGCUCCUCAGCUUCCUCGCCAAGAUCGGCCUCAACGCCGACGACCUGGUGGCGCUCUCCGGCGCGCACACGCUCGGGAUCGCGCACUGCGGCUCCUUCGAGGAGCGGCUGUUCCCCAAGGACGACCCCACCAUGGACAAGUUUUUCGCCGGCCACCUCAAGCUCACCUGCCCGCGGCUCAAGGUGGACAACUUCACCGCCAACGACAUCCGCACGCCUGACGUGUUCGACAACAAGUUCUACGUCGACCUGCUCAACCGGCAGGGUCUCUUCACCUCCGACCAGGACCUGCACACCGACGCCAAGACCAAGCCCAUGGUCACCAGGUUCGCCGUCGACCAGGCCGCCUUCUUCGACCAGUUCGUCAAGUCCAUGGUGAAAAUGGGGCAGAUCAACGUGCUCACUGGCAACCAGGGUCAGAUCCGCAUGGACUGCUCCAUGCCCAACGCCGCCCGCAGUGCCGGCGACGAGCUGCCGUGGUCUGUCGUCGAGACCGCCGUGGAGAGCUUGGUGUUGUAG